UUACAGUUUUUCAAGAUGAUUUCUCGCAUACAGGUCGCUGUUUUCGCUAUUCUCAUGUUGUGUGAAGCCAAUGCACAAGAUUUUAAUUGUGGAAAUGAUCAGCGGUUCUGUUUCUGGUCCCGGACAAUUCCAUCAAAUUGGAUUACUGCAUACACUGAUUGCACACAAACGGGAGGGUCGCUCGUCUCUUCCGAGUAUUCCGCUUACAUCGAAGAAUGGAUGUCUUCCGUGAAUAUUAGCUUCGCUAGUGGUCGAAUGUGGUCUAGUCUCCAUCGAAUUAACCACCGUUUUCAAUUCCUUCAUCACCAACCGGAAUUCCUACCAAUCGCUCCAUCUGAAUGGGUACCAGGACAUCCGUUACUUCAGUGGUUCCCCAAACGGGACUGCGUUGUUGUUAACCACCGGAUGCUGUACGAAUCUGUAGAUUGCAAUAGUACAUUUCCUUUUAUAUGUGCCAUCAGUAUCAACAGGAAAAACGAGCGCAACAAUCUCGAACUCCCACGAAGGGUUAUCCGAGUUAAACUGGAGGCGGAUCAGAAAAGCUUUCAACAGAGAAUCGUCACGAAUCACCUGGAAGUUGAUCGAAAUGAAACAAAUUUGAUGCUCAGAUGUAAGGUUACUUAUAAUGGGACUAGGAAGUUGGAGUAUUCCUGGAUCAAGGAUGGCGUUUUCUUGAGACAAUACCAAAAGGUCUUAAUCCCUGCAUUGGUUCACGACAAGAGCAAAUCGGUUUCGGACGGAGGCACGCACUCCAUUUACCAAAAGCAAGGGACUUACCAAUGCCAGGUUAAAGAGUUUGGCGCCGUGGAGGUAACGACAUCAAAUGCAAUAAUUGUAACAUAUCGCAGAGUGCUGAAUGGGAUCGUUUCAAUAACCGUGUCCAAUAUAACAAAUAAUUCCGUGAACAUUGACAACAUUAUGGGAAACGUGCGAGAUUUCAUCCACGAGAUCGUUCUCGGUAAUCAUUUAAAACUUAAAGACGUUGUAACCUCCUGGGAUCCAUUAUAUUCUCAACACCUCAGAUCAGGUGUAAUAGAAUAUCGAUGUUCGUUGUACGUUGACAUUGCUAUACAAUACCCGGACACAACCUUGUACCACUGCUUAGACGUUAUCAGUGAAAAAGUCGGUAACAGUUCACAGCUACGUAGUCAGUUGCAAGUUGAGAAUAUUACUGUCCAAUGGGCAACUUACUGCCCUCGAGAAAAAGUUACAAUUUCCGCUCCUAACACUUCAAAUGAGUUGUUUUGGCCGCCUUCUUGGCCCGCUCCAGUUUUCCACCCGAUCAGCGGAAAGACCUUGUGUGUUUAUGAAAACAACCGCGCAGAACUGUUAACCCGGCAAUGUUUACCAGAAUUUUCGCAAGGUGCAUCAUUAACAUCGCUUAACGUAAAGAAAUGUGCACGGUUCAUCACAGAACACGAGACUCGUUGUAGACAUGAUUACCAGUGGAUGGAGAGUAUGCAACUGUGCUUUAAAGUUACAGAAAGCGGAUCUUGGAAUGAAACUAUGGCUGUCUGCAUGAACGAAUGGCCCUUAAAUGACACAGAAGCUAUAAACUACACUACCCACCAUUCUCUAGUUAAGCACCUGCAGGGGGCUAAAAAUGAUCAAGAGAUGUGGCUUCCUGUUCGUCGAUCUUCCGUUUACGGACCUUUCCUUUAUUAUUCGUCAGUUAACUAUGCCCCUGAAAGCAUAACCUGGACGGCUGAAAUCGAAACCUGGAGAGGUCUGAUAGAUGAAGAUGAAUGCGUACUACUUACUCAGAACAAAACUGCUGGAACUACUUCUGAAAACAAAGUAUCCUCCUGUACCCAAAAGGCGAUACCGGGUGUCUGUGCUUAUCGACCUAGCCUUACCGUCUCAUCGUAUGCAUCCAUAAACUUGUGCCCAUCCCCUUGGAAUGGCUACGUAAUUGAGCAAGGUCGACUGACCUGCUUUCGCCUCGUUCAAAGCGAGGCGCCCAUGGAUUGGAAACAGGCGUACCAAACAUGCCAUCUUGAGAACAAUGGAACAACAGCUAAUGUUUCCAUGGCCACGUUUGAGCAUGGUGGCAAAGUCCAUGCGUGGAAUGUCGCGCGAAAUAGCAAACAAUUUUCCGAACUAAAAUCGGCCUGGAUCGGUUUGUCAUGGUCAGAAGCUAAAAAAAAAUUUUGCUGGGAGAAUUUCGAGAUCGACUGCUUGUUUGAAGACUUCAAUUGGCAUCCGUCUACCAAUUGGACAGCUGGUCACUAUGGCGUAAUGGAGGAAUCCUGGAAUUUAUUACCCCAAAACUCAGAACUUCGUUAUCAAGUCCUUUGUCAGGCUGUGAUCUACUUGAAUGUGAUCCAGAAUAUCAGAGUACGUUCUGAUAACAAUGACAUUAUACGAGUCGAAUCAAGCCAGGAAAUGUACCGGACUCCGACUCCACAAUUCUUUGGCAAUUUGUCACAAUUCUUUUCUCAGGGCUGGAGACCGUGGAUCACUGAUAGUUUACCGGCAGUAAAUGUAGGAAUGGACAUGAGGUGCUAUCUAGACGGACAACCGAUUAAAACCAUCAGUCUCUUUCCUGCUGAAUUUUCCCUUCGUCCAAGUUUCAAAAAAGCAAAUACUUUUAAUUGCGAAGGUUGGGUUGGCUGGCCACGUCGAUUCGUUCGAUCUGAGCCCAUAAUUGUCCUACGCCCCACGAACUCUUACAUAUACGUGAUGCUGCUAGACAGCCCCCAAGUUGAAACCGAAAAGAAAAAUAAUUCGAUAAAUUUCUCACCUGAUCCUCUAGCAGACGUAAGUAGGCGUUUAGAAAGGUUGGGCACCAACGGAACCACCGUACUAGUUACAGGUCAUCGGCGAUGGAGCAUUAAAAAUAAAACUCAACUUCUAGUACGAAUGGUAAUCACUAACAUUUCAUCAAUUCCACUUUUAAGCUGGCCAGAAAUUGCGAAGAAUGAAUUCCUUAAUCAACCAGCGGAAGAAGGCUAUCACUAUGAAGUACUUUAUGUUCGUGCUUCGGACGCGUGUCAGGAAGAAACUUCAACAGCGUUUGGAACUUCAAAGCUGUUCAAUAUAACAUGGGUUACAUCACCCAUUGGUUUCACGAGAGAAUCCUUAAACCCCUGUGAAGCUGGGGAUGGCUUUCCCAUUUUACGAAAAUGUUUAGGCACUCACAAUACCGGAGCCUUCUGGGAGCCUUUUACUAAUGAAUCACUGCAGUUCCAUAACGGUACCUGCAGAGAAGCAACGAAUGUACUGACAAAACUACGUCAACUGACAGACGACGUUUUUACCAACAAUACUAGCCCGUCUGGAGCUUUGGUUACAUUGGCUGAAAUUGCUGGGACCCGAUGGACAGACGAAAACAACGAUGCCAGUAAUAAUGUUCCAACCGGAGUGGAAUUCGUUGAAGCUGCUCGCCUCCUUCACGCUAGUGUACAGCGUAUUCAGCAGCCUUCGGUGCAAGAAUUUCAAGAUGUUUCACAAACAUUAACUGCUAUGCUAACUUCACCGAAUCAACUUGAGCUAGCACAGUCUUUACCAGGAGUAUCAAACUCUUUGGUGAAUAGCCUGGAACGGGUAAUGAGCCACGUUAACGUACCAAAAGAACAGGAUAGCGUGAUAUUCCAUCAUCCGAAAAUGGUAACUGAAUCUAUCAGGGAUCCGUGGAAUGUAGUGGGGUAUGGCGCCAAUCUGGGAGGAAAAGACAACUUGGAUAUUCAAAACGUGUCACAAAUUCUACAGAACAAGAUUGAAAGCAACUUUGCGGAAGAGCUUGUGCAUAGGGAUAUCGCCAUUAUUUUGCCUAUGGAUGAAAUUCGCAGAAGAGAAGGACUCAGCAAUGCCACUAGUUUAACGCUUUCUUUCAGCGUACUUUCCAAUGCUGACAUCUUUGAUGCUCGUCCAGUCACUGCUCUUUCGAACAAUAAUGCAUCUAUGUCCUUGGUCGUGGAUAGCCCAAUUAUCGUAGCCCAAGUAGGUGAUUCCGUCAUUUCCAACUUGAACCAAAGUAUUCGAAUUUUUUUCCGCUCACGAUCUCGACACAAUCUAUCAGUCCAACCAGUGUGUGUCUUUUGGGAUAAGUUCUCGUCCAUAUCGGGAGGUUGGUCUUCGUUCGGAUGUCAGUACGUCGGUAGAAGCCAGGAUCUGUACAUUUGCGAGUGCAAUCAUCUAACUCCACUAGCUUUAUUAUUUCCUUAUUUUGAUAAAGAACAAACGAUGGAUUACGGCCACUGGCUUGCCCUUAGUCUAAUUUCUGUGAUAGGAUGCAUUGCCUCGAUGGUUGGUCUUUCCCUCGUGAUACUGACAUUUUUGCUGUUUAGAAAAUGGCGAAAAUCUCUUGGUAACAAAAUUCUUUUUAAUUUCUGCUUGGCUCUAUUUUGCUUUACGGGAUGUUUCCUUUGCGCUGGUUUGGUAAAGUUUGAUUCCAGAAUGUGCAAAACUACCGCUGCAUCUAUGCACUACUUCCUUUUGGCUUGUUUUGCAUGGAUGGUGGUGGAAGGAAUUUAUCAGUACCUAAAUUACGUGGUAAUUAUUGGAGCUCAAAAUUACAAAUCACGUUUCAUGCGGAAGGCUAGUCCGCUUGCUUGGGGUCUUCCUAUAUUACCCGUUUUGGGGAUUUUCAUAUACGACCCCAAUCAGUAUGCAGGUGACGACAAUUUUUGUUGGAUAAAGCUCGAAACAUUUUACAUAGCUGUCUUGACUCCAGUAUCUAUUAUUCUUCUGUUCAAUAUUAUGAUUUUCGUUUGUAUCCUCAAGAGUGUCAUUUGCUUACGUAUUCGAUCAAACUUGAGAACUACACAAUCGAUGACGACGCGCUCGUGGUAUGAGUUUCGGAUGGCUGUUUGCAUUUUUUUCCUGUUGGGUCUGGCCUGGGUAUUUGGAUUCUUAUCAAUUGGAGACGCUAGGCUCGUCUUUGCCUAUCUCUUUUGCAUCUUCAACUCACUGCAAGGAUUUGCAAUUUUUGUCUUCUUUGUUUUUCGGGAGAGGUAUGCACGUACAUUAUGGUUUGAGUUCUCUCACGGAUUUGGGGAACAUAAAUCAAUCUCCACUAGUAAAACUCCGCAGUAUAGUGAUCCUUCAGACUCCACUAGUAAAACUUCGCAGUAUAAUGGUUUUUCAGACUAUGAGCUGAAAUCUGCAUCAAAAUACUAAUAUUUUAUCACUUCAAUAUAUUAUCAACACUUAUCCCCUAUAUUGUCUUUUUACAAGCUUAUAGUUGCCAUAUGUAGGUACCACAAGAAAUAUACAGAUGCUUGCUACUUGUUA
Daphnia carinata is the source of this 5235-nucleotide messenger RNA. RefSeq lists its product as uncharacterized. NCBI's taxonomy places the organism in Eukaryota, Metazoa, Arthropoda, Branchiopoda, Diplostraca, Daphniidae. Gene Ontology annotation, cellular component: membrane. Gene Ontology annotation, biological process: cell surface receptor signaling pathway; G protein-coupled receptor signaling pathway. The record is from RefSeq and is a predicted model, not a curated record. The transcript is spliced from 11 exons. The coding region runs from base 16 to 5121 and encodes 1701 amino acids. Gene Ontology annotation, molecular function: G protein-coupled receptor activity.